Molecule: messenger RNA, 1599 nt
Organism: Scleropages formosus (Asian bonytongue)
Lineage: Eukaryota; Metazoa; Chordata; Actinopteri; Osteoglossiformes; Osteoglossidae
Gene: cdcp2
Product: CUB domain containing protein 2
Exons: 6
Coding region: 1-1599 (532 amino acids)
Source: RefSeq, a predicted model, not a curated record
AUGGCUUUUAGAAUCAUUAUUCUCUUUUAUCUACUCUAUGUCUUUGGCAGGACAGUGUCCAAAAAAGGGGUUAAAUGUGGGGGUAUCCUCUCCGCUCCCAUGGGAAACGUGACCAGCCCCAACUUCCCAGGCUUGUACCCUUAUGACACUGAGUGCUCCUGGCUGAUCGUGGUGUCUGAGGGCUCCUCUGUCCUCCUGACCUUCUACCACUUUGAGCUGGAAUUCCACACUGACUGCGCCUACGACUAUAUCAAGAUCUACAAUGGCAUUUCUGAAGAUGAGGGCAACCUGCUUGGGAAGUUCUGUGGGGACAUCUCACCCCCACAGUUCACAUCGUCCUGGAACGUCAUGUCCAUCAUCUUCCGCUCCGAUCGCCAUGUGGCUCACAGAGGCUUCUCCGUAGGGUACAGGAAAGACAUGUGUGGCGGAGUCCUCACUGGCCUCUCAGGAAUCAUAUCCAGCCCAGGCUACCCCACUGAGUACAGCAACAAUGCAGACUGCUCUUGGGCCAUACACGUGUCCAAUCUCACUGUGGUCACCCUGGUUUUCCUGGACUUCCAGCUGGAGAACAAUGAAGGUUGCAACUUUGACUUUGUAGCCCUCUUUGAUGGGCCUACUGUCACCCACAGACACCUGGGGAACUAUUGUGGUAAUGAUCUCCCACCUGACACUGUCACCACCUCCAACCAGCUUCUGGUGGUCUUCAGGUCAGACUUCAACAUUGGAGGAAGGGGAUUUAAGGCUUACUACUACUCAGGAGAAUGCCAGCAGGUCCUCACAGCUAUCAGAGGGAACUUUACCAGUCCUCACUAUCCCAGCAUCUACCCCAAUAACAUCAAUUGCCACUGGAUGAUCACCUUGGCAGCUGGGUAUAGGAUCAAGUUAUACUUCAAUAGCAUGGAGCUGGAGGACAGAAACAGCUUGACAGAUGAGUGUGACUAUGACUCGGUUGUCGUGCACGAUGGGGGCAGCAAGACAGACCCCUUGCUGGGGAGCUGGUGCAGCUCGGAGCAGCCCCCAUCCCUGCUCUCCAAGGGCAACAAGCUGCUGGUCAUCCUCAGCAGUGACCGAAACUCAGCUUUUAAAGGCUUUAGCGCUUCCUAUGUAGGGGUGGUGCCCAUCAAUGUCAGCUGCACAAGGACUGAGUUCCAAAUCCAGAUCUCCAAGCAGUCUCUGCCAAACUUGGAUCGAGAGAACAUUUACCUUGGGAACCCAUCCUGCUCAGCCCAGAUGACUGCCACUGAAUAUAAGAUCCUGGCUCGAUUUGUGAACUGUGGCACUGCCAACCAGAAGCGUAGGAACAUCACAGUCCUGCUCAACACCCUUUACAUCGACCUUUCGGACAGCAAGCAGCAGAACGUGCAGGAGUACGAGGUGCAAUGUGAUGCCCAGCGGAAGGUGGCUUCUCUGAGCAUCGUCUCUGUGGAGGAACGCAACCGGCUGAAUGAGCUGGCCCGACGCUUGGAGGAGGCCAACAGUGGGGACGGGCUGGAAGAAAUUGUAGAGCCCCCUGAAACCAGUGACAUUGUCUUCAUCAGCAUCUGUGUGCUGGCCAUUGUCCUCAUGGUGAUAGCCAUUGUGUGGCUGGUGUUGCUUUAG